Messenger RNA from Capsaspora owczarzaki ATCC 30864, 3870 nucleotides. RefSeq lists its product as hypothetical. Gene Ontology annotation, molecular function: protein binding; histone acetyltransferase activity. The coding region runs from base 17 to 3700 and encodes 1227 amino acids. NCBI's taxonomy places the organism in Eukaryota, Filasterea, Ministeriida, Capsasporidae. Gene Ontology annotation, cellular component: transcription factor TFIIIC complex. The record is from RefSeq and is a predicted model, not a curated record. The transcript is spliced from 10 exons. Gene Ontology annotation, biological process: transcription initiation at RNA polymerase III promoter.
UCUGGGUCUCAGCGCGAUGGAAGAGGCAACCAUUGCUCCUGUGGUGCCGUCCGAGCCGUCCGAUCCGCACCAGCUCAUGCACGCGCUGCUUGCUGAGGCACUGCGACUGGAUGCUGCACCGUCAGACACCCUGGGCGAUGCUGCAGGAGGCGGAGGAGGAUCAGCAGGAGCCGCUGAGGAUCGUUCGCAGAGCGUUCUGCUGCCGCCGUUGGCCGCCAUGUCGCUCCGACAGCAGUCUAGCAACAUUGCACAGCAGCUGGAGAUUGCGUUCAGCAACCGGUCUGACCGUCUGCUGGUCGUGACGGAUCUCGCCCUGUUCGUUCUGACAUUAGGUGCUCCGGGACUGUCAACCGAUGUCGCAGGUCGCACCACGCGCAGACAGUUUGGGGUGUUUGAUCACGUCGAGACGAUCGGAUCCGAAGUGUGGAUGACGCUGAACGCGCGCACGCCAAAUCCCGGCCAAGUUGCAUUGGGCGACGAGAUUCCGGACUGGCCUGCACCGCCGAACUGCCCCGAGCCGAAUCCUGCUGUGGCCCAGGCACGCUUGUCGGAGAUUGCCGCUUGCAACGCGCUCAUGUUGGAUCAAGCCUAUCUCAAGCAGACUGCGACGUCGACUUCCAAGAGCGCUGCGUUUGUCGAGCCGGUCGCGCCGACUCGGGCAGCACGGAACGAUUCCAACGCGCCGCUCGAGUCGGAACGGGCAUUCGCCUCUGCAACUGCCCGAACGUGUGAUGUGCACGGCUUUGGAUUCCGCUCCGCGUGCUGGAGUCCGGACGACACCAAGAUUGCCGCGCUGUCCACGUCCUUCAAGUUGGCAUUGUUUGGGGAGGUCGGAUUGCAAGCAGGGGGUGUUCGAAAGGCAGCCAGCAGUGCUACCUCUGGCGUUUCGCCAUCAUGGGUGCCGUUGCUCGUGCUGUCCGAUCUCAUGCUGCAAGCGUGCUGGCAUGUCGACUUUGGCUUGCCGCUCACUCCAUCCGCUGCAAUGUUCAGCGUACUGGUGACCUCCAACCUGCAGCAGCAGCAACAACAACAUUCACAACAACGACAAGAUGCUUCAAUGCAAGUGGACGAUACCAGCCCAUCCAGCACUUCAGUUGUCGGAUUUGACGUUCGAGUGCAGGGGCCGCGCAAUGCCACCCGGGCCGAGCUCAUUUCAGACAAAACCAACCCGAUUCCAUUGCAGCACAACAUGUUUGUCGCCAACACGUGCACUGCCCUCUGCAUGGCGUUCACCCAAGCGGUCGUUAGUAUCAAGGUGGAGAACUUGAACGCAAACGCGUUUGUGCGAGCAAGCCCGCUCCAUCCGGACACCAUUCGAGGGGGUCCUCUCAUUUCGACGACCAGCUCGACGGAUUCAAGCUCGACUGCUGUGGCACCAAAUGCCCCAGUCUUGCCGCCGACCCCGGUGCUUGGCACUGCGACAAAACGACAAUCCACGCCGAUGGCUGCCUCGCGCGUCCAGCCUACUUUCGAGUUUGUGCCAAGCGGUUCGUCUGCACGACGAGGGCGGCCCCGUAAGCCAGUUUUGGAAGCAACCCCACCGCCCAAGCGAGGCCGUCCGCCAAAGUCAAGUUCCGCUGCAUCUACCCCGACGAGUUCGGCCAAGGCUUCGCCCACCAUCAAGGAUUUGCUCAUGGGUCAAGCUGCAUCCCGGAAGCGACCGUCAAAGCCCGCGUUGCCGGAAUCGCCGACCGUUGGUCGCGCCUCGAAAAGACCGCGCUUAGACGUUGAAGACGAUGACAAUGACAGCAACGCUAAUGAUAGUGAUGAGAAUGGCAGCGGCGACGACAAUGACGACAAGGACAACGAUGCUGAUAUCACUCAGGUAGAUCAGAGUCAAGACGACGAAACUGCCAGCGGUCGCGAUCAAAGCGCUGGCGAGACACCCGGCGAUCAGGCAAACCACGCCACCAACGGCAACCCGGCCAAUGGAUCAAUUGACAGCUAUGCAGGCGAGGUAUCGGCUGUUGCUGAAUCCCAGCCAGAGGUGGUUGAAAUGGUCAGCGAUUGCAAUCUCCUUCCGACGUCUGUUUCCUACAAGGAGCUUGACUGCAGUUUGCUGUGCGUCGGAACUAGAAGUGGUCAUGUAAACUUGUGGCGGAUUCCGCCGGCGUUGGAUGAGGUGGAUUUGCGCCGGGCAGCGUCAGAUGCCGACGCUCCACCCCAGUCUUCUCCUCCUCCACCUCCUCCUUCGCUGGACGCCAUGGCAAUGCCGGUCUUAACCUUUCUCGCUUCAGACUCGUGGGUGAAUUGUCUUUCUUGGUGCCCUGGAAAUCGCCUGUCCGAGCUUGGGCAACCAGACAGCUCUCCGCGGCUUGCGGUUGCGUCAAGCAAUGGGCGGGUUGUGGUUUGGGAUUUGGAGUUGCAGCGUCGGCCGGAUGCCGACCCCGCUGCUGACUGGUCCCCGGCCACGAUUUGCGGUGCCGAUAACGACCCUGUAGUUAGCAUGAGCUGGCAGCUACGAGGCGAGGGGCCUGUGCUCUCCGUCGUCCUCUCCGUCGUCAAGCAGCAUCGCAUCCAUUAUUUUACCUGUGGCAAAAGCUGGUCCACAGCCGCCCCGCACUCUGGCAUCGCUGCUUCCAGCGUGUCCCCGGUUAUCUACUCUGUGGAUACCACGGAUCAAAUCUGUGCCACAAGUUUGGCUGGAAGCUGUCGCCUGGCACCUCUUUUUGAGCCGGGGGUGUCUUGUCUUGGCACCGCCCUUUCCGCCAACGGGCUUGUGUUGGCGAGCGUGACUUCGAGCUAUGCCAACAAGGCAAGUCUGACUGGAGUGCUUCGUGUGCAGCUGCACAUGGUUCCGGUUGCCACAAGCGACUUUCGCGCGUUUUUGUGGGCAUGCCUUCCGGUUGCUUUGGCCCCAAGAGCAUCACCGCAUGGUAUCGCAGAUAUGGUGCUGCUCGCACGAUUGCACGUUCUAACGAGUCCGGCCAUUGCCUCCGACCAUUUCGCUGUUCUGGGUUUGCUGCUUCAAACGACCCAACCUUCAGUCACGCAGCUCAACGAGUACGGCAUCAAACUCAUCCAGUGUGGAAAUGCCCUGCAGGCGCAAGGCUUUGAUACACCACUGGGUGAUGCAAACUUGCUCGCUUCUGCGAUCAACCGGCCCCUCCUCCAAGCUGUGCAUUGCAUUCGCGUUAUUGAGCAACUUGAAGAUUAUCAUGAGCUACUUUCCGCUGAUCUGGUUUGCGUUCGGUUGAUGGUGCACAUUGUACACGCGACACUCGCCAUCCAUGCAUCACAACUGGCCAAGCUUGCCAAUGUGGAGAGUACUUGCGCUGUCCUGCGCGCGGCUUAUUUGAAGCUGAGCGCGGUGCUGCCUGAAUCAGCGCAAGCCAGCUUGAGAGCGCAGGCGGAUUUAGUGUCGCAAAACGCGAGUCUUGUCGUCAAGUCUGAAUUGGACGAGGGCUCGAUCAAUGUUCCCGUCUGCGAAAGUGUUGAACAGUGUCCAAUCUGCCACUCUGAUUUGCGCUGCACUGUAUAUCUGGAAGGUGUUUGUGCGAAAGGACACUCGUUCGCCCGCUGCCCUGUUACUUUGGUCCCGCUGGCCAAGCCAGGCGCAGUGUGCGCACAAUGCGGGGUGGAGCGCAGUGCUCUGUUCACUGGAGAUGUGCCCGACGCACAAAGCCCUUGGCUCGCCCAGUUGCUUCGGGACGCGAGCAGCUGUCUGUUUUGUGGCGGCUCCUGGAGCUGCAGAAUUUAACACCCAGCAGCUUGACGAAUUGCAAGGGGCACGAGUUAUGGAUGUGCAGUUUUGUGGGCUGUAUUUUGUUUGUUUGUUUUUUUUUUGUUUUAUUCGCUUUGAACCAAUCUGAACAUGUUGAAUCUUCACGACCCAAGCAUCACUGGCCGUGUUGCGGCGGGGUGAAUGCG